CUGCGGGCCACUGCGGGUUGCCUACCUUACCUUCCUUCAACCAUUUUCAUUUUGCUGGAGUGGAGGAGUACUUCAACUUGAUUCUGUUAGCUUUACUUUAUUUACUUCCUUAGAUUCGGGUUUAACUUUGAGUUAUGCUUUUUUGAUAACAAUGGCGGAGAGUGCAGAGGAUGCUGCAAUGGAACCAGAAUUAAUUUUAGACCCAGUUAAGGUGGAGCCUGAGAGCAAGGAUUCUCUGUGCCGUCUCUGUGCUUGCAGUAGUGAACUGCUAAUCCCAAUUUUGGAGGGAGAAGGCUUAGAAAACAGUCUUGCUGAUAAAAUAGAAAAAUACCUUCCCAUUCAGGUCGCCUUUCAAGAUCCUCUUCCACUUCAAGUUUGCUUUCACUGUGCUUCCACAGUGAUCUCUUGGCAUGAAUUGAGUACAUCUUGCAUUGAUGCACAGCAUAAACUUCAAGCUAUGUUUAGUGAGACAACCAGCGAGGCGCCAGUGUCUCCUGCUGCCUCAAGAGAUUAUGAUGCUGAUAUUUGUGAAGACAUUGUACCAGACACAACUGAUUUGGAAACUAGUGGUCCUACUUCACCAGACAUUCAAAAUGCAUUCAAGGAACAUUCAGAGCAAGUUCAAGAAAUAGAUGACUCUAAAAUGGACACAGGUGUGCACCAAAAAGGAGAAACGGAAAGGUCCAUAGCUGAUGUUACUGAGGAAAACAAAGUUAUGGUGUGUUUGGAGAGGAAGGAGGACUUCCUAUCAGUAACAGAAAUUGAAAAGCAAUCUCAGAUUGAUCACUGUUACUCGCGAGAAAAACAAAACACUAGUCAAAUUGAUGUCAAGUCUCAACAAGAAAGAAGUCGAAUUCCCAAACGACUGUCCAAUAGGCUGAUUCUACCACGUCCUAUCUUGCCACGCCCUGCUGUUAAUUUUGUCCAAAAUCCUCAAUUUAGCAAAGCAAACAACUUGAAGAAUAUUGUUCCCAAACCUCAGCAAACCUCACCACAAAUCAUCAUAGUUAUGAACAAAACUGAUAAGCAAUCAUCAACAGCAUUGCCUUUCCAGCAGAUUCAGAACAGUGCUCCAAUUAGUGUGGGGCCAAAACGGCUUUUAGCUGCCAAGCCCAAGAAUGCUGCAUUUCCCAUUCUUCCUGUUGUUCCCUUUUCUAGUUCUCACGGUACUUUGCCAAAGCUUACAAAGCUUAAGGAUCUCACGGUAACACGAGUCCCAGUUGGGGCUCCUAAGAAGUCUCCUGUGAAGAUGGCCCCCAAAGCCUCUGUAACCAUUGUUAAAGGCGGGAGCUAUCACUGCAAAAUUUGUUCUGCUAAAUUUAUGAAUGAAAUGGUAUUUAAGAGGCACAUGUACCUCUCACACAAUGUUAAGAAGCAUACAUGUGUGUAUUGUCAAAGUGCUUUUGGCACAAAGAUGGAUCUUCAAUUCCAUGUGAGGCAAGCCCACAGGACCAUUACCAGAAAUAUAACUCAGCACUUCUGCAAAACAUGUAAUGCAGCAUUUGAUAAAGCAAUUGACUUACGAGUUCAUAUUCGUGAUCAGCACCGAAAAACUUUCUCUCGCUUUGAAGAUGUUAUACAAAACAGGAAAAAGAUUUUAGGGGUUGCUAUAACUGACAAAGAAGCUGAAAUGUUGAGGGAGUGCCAUUCACGAGUGGACAACAAGGAUGUGUAUAAUUGUUGCGUAUGCAAGAAGUCAUGGAGCAAUUUGGAGAAAAUUGUGGCACAUGUUAGAACUCAUACCAAAGAGCAACUAUAUGCGUGUGAAACAUGUGGUCAGCGGUUUAACACAAAAGGUGUUAUGCAUCGUCACAUGCAAAUUCAUAAAAAUGUUAAGCCAUAUGCUUGUGACUAUUGUGACAAAGCAUUUUCCUCUAAACAAAAUCGUGAUGACCAUCAUCGUCUCCAUACCAAGGAGGUUAAAACUGUUUGUGAAUCUUGUGGGGAAUUUCUAACUAGUGCAUCCAUGUUGUAUUAUCAUCGUAAAAUCCAUUCUGGUAUUAACCCAUACAAAUGUCCGUAUUGCGACAAAGCAUAUUCUAUUAGAUCUCUCCUCAAGAGACACAUAAGGUACCAUACAGGAGAAACUCCCCAUUUGUGCUCGGUGUGUGGACGUGGAUUUAAGACCUCAGGUCAGCUUCGUGGGCAUUCAGCAGUUCAUACUGAUGAGCGUCCAUUUUCUUGUGAUGGAUGUGGUGCCACAAUGAAAACUAAAAAAUACCUUAAUAGACAUAGAGCAAUUUGUCCCACUUUACAAACUAAAGCUAAUGAUGAAAAUACUGUUUCUAAAGCUGUUGAGGAACUAAACAAGUUAAGUUAAAUGACCAUCUGCUUUUAAAUCUAGCACAGCAUUAGAACCAAUUAGAACUGUGUGAAAAUGUGUCAUAGGGCGUAAUCCAAGUGUAACCAAUGCUUUAAUAAAUUUAAAAAAGUUUUUCUUUCA
This is a messenger RNA of Thrips palmi, 2443 nucleotides long. Its product is annotated as oocyte zinc finger protein XlCOF6-like. Gene Ontology annotation, molecular function: DNA-binding transcription factor activity, RNA polymerase II-specific; zinc ion binding; RNA polymerase II cis-regulatory region sequence-specific DNA binding. Lineage: Eukaryota; Metazoa; Arthropoda; Insecta; Thysanoptera; Thripidae. The coding region runs from base 152 to 2320 and encodes 722 amino acids. The record is from RefSeq and is a predicted model, not a curated record. Gene Ontology annotation, biological process: regulation of transcription by RNA polymerase II. The transcript is spliced from 6 exons. Gene Ontology annotation, cellular component: nucleus.